CAAAUUCCAACAGAUAAUAUCCUAAGGAGGAGCUCAAGAAGAAGAUAUUUCAAUACCCAAACCGUCAUUGUCAGAUCAAUUGUACAACACUCAAAGCACAAGGUACAACCCAUCGAAGCUAUCCUUUUAACUCUAAAGGCGGUGGCUUCACGCACCCAUCCUGAUUAAGCCCCAAAACAAAAACCUUUUGCCUGUGUAGAUCGGACUCUUCUCUUUCUUUGCUUCUCCUUACCACUCAUUUCCUUUCCACAUGUAAACCAAAAAUUUUGGGGAAAAUAAAGAAAAGAAGAAAAAAACCCAUUGUACCAAAGCGGAAAAACCCCCAACCCUAGCUAAAAAAUUUGAACUUUGCUGCCUUUUCGAUUGUUUUUUUGGUGUUUCUGUGACCAGCCCAGAUAGUAUUUGCUCGGUGUUUGUGAUGGGUUGAAGUGUGUUUUCGGGGAUGAUGAUGGAGUGGGACAGUAAUUCUGAUCCGAGUGGGGAUGAAUUUGAGGGUGAUGAUGACGAGGAAGAGGAGAUGGGUUUUGGUUCCGGGUUCUUGUUCGGUGCCGCGGCGGCAAAUGGUGGUGGGCCUUUGCCUUUUCCCGUGGACUCGUUGUUGCAGCCUGCGCCUUGUGGGUUUGUGGUUACGGAUGCUUUAGAGCCCGACCAUCCCAUUAUCUAUGUCAAUUCUGUCUUCGAAAUGGUCACUGGUUAUCGGGCUGAAGAGGUCCUCGGCCGUAAUUGUCGUUUUCUGCAAUGCAGAGGCCCGUUUGCGAAGCGAAGGCAUCCAUUAGUGGACUCGGCAGUAGUUGCUGAAAUUCGAAGAUGUCUUGAGGAAGGAGUUGAAUUUCAAGGCGAAUUGUUAAAUUUUAGGAAAGAUGGUUCCCCCUUGAUGAAUAGACUGCGCAUGACUCCAAUCUAUGGAGAGGAUGAGACAAUAACUCAUAUCAUUGGCAUACAGUUUUUUACUGAAACAAAUCUAGAUCUUGGUCCACUUCCAGGGUCUUCAGCAAAGGAGUCCGCAAAAUCAUCAGACAGAUUCCGUUCUAGUCUCUCUGCUUUUGGAACGGUAGCUGAUGGCAAACACAAUGUCAAUAGAGGGCUCUGUGGUAUAUUUCAGUUGAGUGAUGAAGUUUUGUCUCUCAAGAUACUUUCACGGUUGACUCCAAGAGAUAUUGCAUCAGUGGGUUCUGUUUGUAGGCGGUUUUAUGAGUUGACAAGAAAUGAGGAUCUUUGGCGAAUGGUUUGCCAAAAUGCAUGGGGUACAGAAACAACUCGUGUGUUGGAGACAGUGCCUGGAGCUAAACGAUUGGGAUGGGGUAGAUUGGCCCGGGAGCUUACCACGCUUGAAGCAGCAGCAUGGAGAAAGCUAACAGUGAAAGGUGCAGUUGAACCAUCUCGUUGCAACUUUAGUGCAUGUGCUGUUGGUAAUCGGGUUGUUCUCUUUGGAGGAGAGGGAGUGAACAUGCAACCUAUGAAUGAUACUUUUGUUUUGGAUUUAAAUGCCAGCAGUCCUGAGUGGCAGCAUGUAAAAGUAAGUUCUCCACCUCCUGGACGCUGGGGUCACACUCUCUCUUGUGUCAAUGGAUCCAAUUUGGUUCUGUUCGGGGGCUGUGGGACUCAGGGGUUGCUUAAUGAUGUAUUUCUGUUAGAUCUAGAUGCCAAACAUCCAACUUGGCGCGAGAUUUCCAGUUUAGCUCCUCCUCUUCCGAGAUCUUGGCACAGCUCCUGCACUCUUGAUGGGACCAAGUUGAUAGUCUCUGGUGGCUGUGCAGAUUCUGGAGUUCUCCUAAGUGACACAUUCCUUCUGGAUCUUUCAAUGGAGAAACCUAUUUGGCGAGAGAUACCUGUAACAUGGACCCCACCAUCUCGUUUGGGCCACACACUCUCUGUUUAUGGUGGUAGGAAAAUUUUGAUGUUUGGUGGUCUAGCAAAAAGUGGUCCUUUACGGUUUAGAUCAAGUGAUGUGUUCACUAUGGAUCUGAGCGAGGACGAACCAUGUUGGAGAUGUGUAACCGGGAGUGGAAUGCCUGGUGCUGGAAACCCCGGUGGAAUUGCGCCCCCACCUAGACUUGAUCAUGUGGCAGUGAGCCUCCCCGGGGGCAGAAUAUUGGUUUUCGGAGGGUCUGUUGCUGGUCUUCACUCUGCUUCCCAGCUCUAUAUUCUUGACCCGACGGAGGAAAAGCCUACAUGGAGGAUCUUAAAUGUGCCUGGAAGACCACCUAGGUUUGCUUGGGGACACAGCACGUGUGUUGUUGGGGGCACUAGGGCCAUAGUUCUUGGAGGUCAAACAGGGGAGGAGUGGAUGCUCAGCGAGCUUCAUGAACUAUCACUGGUUAGCAAUAUCAACAACUGAUUUGAGGAAAAUGGAGAUCUAAUAAACCGGAGGCUGUCAAACAGAAAGCCUCGGGGCAUUUUCUGGCCUCAAGAAGUACUUGCACAUGAGCGUAGAGAUUACUUCCUCGGCAGUUGGCAGAAGCAUAUUACCGAUAUUUCUGCAACAUGUACAUCCGUUCUGCAGGUAGCUGUCUUUGUGAAGUUUUUGCUCAGACACAGGAUACUCAGGAUCUGUUUGACCUGGAUUUAAUUUUGUGAGAUUUGUAUUGCAUUGUGGUUCAGGAAUCUUUAGUCAGGUCAUUCUCCCUGUCUAGGCUAGUAGAAGUUUUAGAGAUGGUAGGGAUUAAUAUUAUAUGUAGAAUUAGAGUACCUGGUAUGCCUUUGUUAUUGUGGUUCUGGGUCUGUAAUUUGAAGCCUGAGAAAAGGGGAUUUCAAAAGGGGAGGGGAAAAGGAAAUGUAAAACCAUAGUAUGAUAGGGGUGGGGCUUGUCCACGAGGUUUGAUUAUAUGCUUUUCAUUUUUUGCCUCAACCAUGUUUUUAUAUAUAACAGAUUCUUCAUGUCAUAACACCUCAGAGCAUUGGCUGUUUCGCCACUUUGUAAGUUUCAUGUCUCAUUUUUGUUACCCGAAUCACACUGUUCAGCUCUAUGAUCGGUUCAUUUUGUCUAGCAGCAGACUUGAAGAGUUGAAUGCGAUCUUGAAUUGUGUUUCUUUAUCUGUUUGGUUUGUUGUAGAUGAAUUUGGAUUAUGUAGAGUUUUGUAGGCGAAA
Molecule: messenger RNA, 3087 nt
Organism: Oldenlandia corymbosa var. corymbosa
Lineage: Eukaryota; Viridiplantae; Streptophyta; Magnoliopsida; Gentianales; Rubiaceae
Source: the annotation of a GenBank genome assembly